Molecule: messenger RNA, 6910 nt
Organism: Caretta caretta (loggerhead turtle)
Lineage: Eukaryota; Metazoa; Chordata; Testudines; Cheloniidae
Gene: WNT7A
Product: Wnt family member 7A
Biological process (GO): cell fate commitment; multicellular organism development; positive regulation of JNK cascade
Cellular component (GO): extracellular region
Molecular function (GO): frizzled binding; cytokine activity
Source: RefSeq, a predicted model, not a curated record
AAGCAAUGCAGAUCGGUGUAGCCUAGCAUACUAAAGUGUCAGGAGGUUUGCACACCUUUGGGGGGUUCUGCAUAGCUUCACGAGCGUAUUUACUGCAGUGUCUCAUAAGGAAAUUAACCUGUUACACUCCUUCUAGUUGGGGCUGUCAUUCAGUAGCGUCUAUGCUCCUUUCCCUGAUCCUUGACUUAAGGAAGGACUGCAGAAACCCACCUUCCGCUUAGGAGAAUCGGUGGUGCUUCUUUACAAGCAGGUGGUCUGUUUGCGCUUUCUUAUUCCCUUCUCCCCCCUCACUCCCCCACCUCCCGGCUGGACAACUCCCUCCUUUGGAGAACACGCCCAAGUAGCUGAAGAAGAGAGGGGAAAAAAGAAGAGAUAGAUAGUAACAUUGAACCUGAGGAGAGAUCCAGAGCUGCUGCGUGCAGAGAGCGAUCACUGCAGCCUAUACAUUCCCAGCACUAAAGUAUUACGUGUGACAGGCAUACAAAUCCGGAAUAAAAAGAAAAAGAGAGAGAGAGAGAGAGAGAGAGAGAGACAGACAGACACAGGGUGGGUGAGUGAGUGAGAGAGAGAGAGAGAGACCCAGCUGAGGGAUAUGGUGUUUGUCUCUUGGGAUUUACAAACACACACCGCCUGUUCAGAUCACAAGAGGGUUUGUCUGUUUUGUCUGCACUACCUUGACCCGGAGCUGCACUGUCUGAGGCAACGAGAAAUUAACCAGCACGAAUAGCAUUAGAGGCAUCCUUUUGCAUGGUGAUCUGAAAAACAGCAAACAAGGAAUAUGAACAGGAAAACAAGGCGUUGGAUUUUCCAUAUCUUUCUGAGCCUAGGGAUUGUAUAUAUCAAAAUUGGGGGUUUUUCCUCUGUGGUGGCUCUGGGGGCCAGCAUCAUCUGUAACAAGAUCCCGGGUUUAGCUCCUAGACAGAGGGCAAUCUGUCAGAGCAGACCCGAUGCUAUCAUAGUGAUCGGAGAAGGGUCUCAAAUGGGAAUCAACGAAUGUCAAUUUCAAUUCCGAAAUGGACGCUGGAAUUGCUCUGCCUUGGGGGAAAGGACGGUCUUUGGAAAAGAGCUGAAAGUGGGUAGCAGAGAAGCAGCUUUCACAUAUGCCAUCAUUGCUGCUGGAGUAGCACAUGCGAUCACUGCUGCCUGUACCCAGGGAAACCUAAGCGACUGUGGUUGUGAUAAAGAAAAACAGGGACAGUACCAUAAAGACGAAGGAUGGAAAUGGGGAGGCUGUUCUGCUGACAUCAGAUAUGGAAUAGGAUUCGCCAAAGUGUUUGUGGAUGCAAGGGAGAUUAAACAGAACGCAAGGACUCUCAUGAACUUGCACAACAACGAGGCGGGGCGUAAGAUUCUUGAAGAAAACAUGAAAUUAGAGUGCAAAUGCCAUGGAGUUUCAGGAUCUUGUACGACUAAGACAUGCUGGACAACCCUUCCUAAAUUCCGGGAGCUUGGCUACAUCCUUAAGGACAAAUACAAUGACGCAGUUCAGGUUGAACCGGUGAGGGCGAGUCGCAACAAGCGUCCAACCUUCCUUAAAAUAAAGAAGCCACUGUCCUACCGCAAACCCAUGGAUACAGAUUUAGUGUACAUCGAAAAAUCUCCCAACUACUGCGAAGAAGACCCUGUCACUGGCAGCGUGGGAACACAGGGCAGAAUGUGCAACAAAACAGCCCAGCAGUCCAAUGGCUGUGAUCUGAUGUGCUGUGGUCGAGGUUACAAUACUCACCAGUACUCACGCGUGUGGCAGUGCAACUGCAAAUUUCACUGGUGCUGCUACGUAAAGUGUAAUACGUGCAGCGAAAGAACAGAAGUGCACACCUGCAAAUAGCCGCGUGGCUGGGGAAGGUGACGCCGGAUCCUUAGGCAUGAAUACAUUUGCACAUGAGCUCAACAGAACUACUCAAGCCUGUAGCAAAGGCCCCGCUUCCUUCCAGAAGAAAAGCUAAUGAACGGAGCUGUCUUUUCCUUUCAUGUUUCAGUACCUAGGUGGCUACACAUUAAAGGCUUGUAUAAAUUAUCCCCCAAACCAAACCAAAACAGAAAAACAAGCCACCCUGACGCACAAAACCGAGGAAAAAAAAAUCACCUCAGCUACUCUGCACUUCCAAAGCUUAAUGCAGGGGCUGCCUUAUGAAAAGAACAUCCAGUCAAGUGAAAAAAAUCUGAGAGCUUGGCAACUGACUCUUUCGGUUUGGAAAAAGAUGAUUAAAUACACAAGCUACUGUGCAUAAGGGAUGGGUUGGGUGGGGGAAACAAAACAAAACUUUAAAAUGGUCUUUGCACAGGAUGGGGGUGACAAUGCCCCAGUGUGAAUUCCUACUUAAGUGUGGAUUAUGCAGAUUUAGGUUUCUACACUUGUGAAAAGCUUCUGCUGGUCUUGCCUGUCUUUCCAUUUCACACAAUUUGCUACAGCAAGUAGAACUGUUGAAGUUUUCCAUAGACACUGGUUUAUCUGCCUUUCUUUUUUUGUGCUGCAGAUUUUAGCACAGGGAUUUGGGACAUCUGGGCAUAAUAAUAGCAAUAUUUAACAAUUUAUUCAGAUAAAACUAAUAUUAAUUUAUUUAAAUAAAAAAGAACUCUACAACAUUUUUGGAACUAUUCUGCAAUUAAAGUAGAUAGCUUGCUUUCUUUGUGGAAUAAUUAUUUUGUAGAUACGGCAAGGAAAAAACUGAAGCUGUAUAUAUUAUUCUUUACUUGGAUAUUUCUACUAGUUGGAUUUGCAGGAUAUUUUCUGCAGUACUAGAUGUUUAAGUACAAAAGCAGGCAUCUUUUAUAAUUUUUUUCUGUUUGCUGCUAGUUGUCUGGAAAAAUCAAACUGGUAGUGAUUAUAAUCUCUUUACAAUACACUUUUUUUUUUCCAAUUAAAGAGGAGCAUUAUGAAAAUCCAGUUUGGAAUACAUCAAAAAUAAAUAUGAAACUCCAGACAAACUUCCAUCUUUGGAAAAUGAACCAUAGGAUAAGAGUAUAUUUUGUAAGAGACUAUUUUUAUAUGAAUAUUUUAUUUAUACUAUGUCUGCUUGUAUAAUUCUAUAACCUGUACUUUUUCCUCAAAACAGGCAUAUAAUUUGUAACUCUUAGGCUAUUUAACAGAUAAAGGCUGAUUAGUUUGUGGACACAACAGCAGCAAGCAGGAUACAUUUAGCUGCAAUUGGUAGAUGUGUCAAAAUGCAGAAUGAACUUUCUCUCCGGAUGUGUGUACAAACUGGCUCUUUUCCUGCAGUUCAAUUUGCAGAAUAUGCAAAACAAGAACAGGGUAUGUAGCAUCAAUUUUGUCACAUGGCUUGAAUUCAUGAUUGGUAUUAACUGGAUGCUCAUUUAUCCCAUUCAGAAAAAAAAUCUGAAUUAGCUUCCCACAUGCGUCAGUCAUUAAACUGUGGUGUUAUGACUAGCAAAUGUGCUGUGUGUGCUGUCAGUUAAACCUCUAUAUUGUGUUACUGUCAAAUUUGAUUUUAUCAGUGGAAGACUAUAGACUAUGACUGUAAAAACUAGCAUGACACACAUCGCCUGAUUCUCAUAGAUAAGAUACAAAGCUUACAGUUUUUGUUCAACUGGUUUUGGCAUUUGCCUUAUUCUUUCUCUCCAAAAAGUUCUGAGUCAAAAAACUCAAACCACAUUUAGGCAAACAUUAAACAAUCUAUUUCUCCAAAGUCCCAUUAAGUCCUCCUUGUGCUUUCUUUUGAUAUUUCCUUUCUCAUCUGGGAAACUAGAAGUGAUGUGGGUGAGUAAAUAAAUAUUCCCACUCUGGCUGGAAUCUUUUUGCUUGCUUCUCCUGCCUGAAUCAUUUAAAGCCUGACCCACAGUUCUAAUUUCAAUGGUGGUUUUGCGUGAGUAAGGAAUACAGGACUGUGCUCUUAUUGAUAUCACAUGUUCCAAUGUUUGGGACAUAUGACAAACACUUCCACCGUUGAGAAAUGUGAGAUCACUCAGUCAAAAAGGUCGAGACAACUGACAACAAGGGAAACAAACAACUUAUCUAGGAGGCUGUGCUCUCCAAUGACUCCCAUUGAUAUUAAUAGGUAUUAGAACAAAUAGAUAACAAGCAAAUUAGUAAUGGGUCUGAUCCAUUGAUUUUUGUAGGCGUUUGCCUGUACUAGGACUGCAAGUUUGGGACCACUUGAGAAAGGAAAUGAUGGAAGUAGUACAAUAUAAUUUUACAGGAUUUGGGUAAUAUAAUGUAUUUUCAGAAUUGCCCUGAAUGCAGACUAUUGUUUACAUAUACACACACACAAAAUACCUGCUCCUUACAAUGUACAAUUAAGAUUAAGGAUAUAGUGUUUCUUUGCAGAUCUGCCAUUUACCAUGUUACAGCAACUCAGACACCAAUAUAUGAGAUAUCAAAGUAGAAGUCGGAUAAGGUUAACACAGUUUACUUUCAACCUUAUGACUUGUCAACAUGACACAAGUUAAAAGUAGUAUUUUUUUUAUAAUGGAGCUUAUAUUUUUUCAGGAUUCUAAAUUUUGUGUAUUAAAGAUUGAAAAUGGGACCUAAAAUUCAAGAAUAUACAUACAAUAUGGAGAUUAAUUAGUUAUAUACAUGGUUUAAUAAUGCAGAUCUCUGAUAUAGUUAAUCAUGGGGCAAUUUUUUUUUAGAGUAUGCAUUGGCUUUCAUUAAGUAGAUACACAACACAGUCAACAGUUUGUUGUUCUUCACUGAUUACAGUAAUCUAACAAAGUGUUAUUUUUGCAGUAUGUUUUUACCAUAGGAAAAGCAUUCUGUAAAACUGCUGCUUUCUGUAUAUUUCGAUACAUUGGUGAUGCACAGCGUACAACUAGCACAUUAACUCUUAAAAGACAGAUUUCUUUAAAGAAUUUUAAUCACAAUAAUAAAGAACUGGAUGGAUAUACAAAGAAAAUCUAUUCAUUUUUAUUGCAGAACUAGAAAAGAGAUUGAUUAGCUUACCAAUUCUUAAAUGUUUUGCAGUGGAAAUAUUCUCAUUUGUGAAAUCAGUUUAACAUUUACAUAAGAAACAACACUGGCCCUGACAUUGUUCCUAUAUUUGCAGUUUUCUGGUGGUCCAAAUAUUAGGAAGGGUGUCUUUCAUCUGUUUUGAAGUUGAAUUUCAAGUUAGGAAUACUGCAUUUGACAAGUAGCCCUACAAGUUCAGAAAUGAGGAAAAUGUAGAGCUGCAGUCUACUAGAAAGUGUCUGAAAGUUUGGCUACAUCUUACCAGAUAAGAGAAAGUUGGCUCAUCUGAGUCAGCCAUGAGUCCGGAGUUAAUUAGCCAUUCCCUAAAUUUGACUGAAUGGCAUGAAGAAUAAAUAGGCGAAAGAAAGAUUUAUGAUUUUGUAGAUAUUUUUUCCCCAAACAGUUUGUUCUUUGUCCUCAGGGAAUAGAAGAGCUCUGUUUGUACUUGGUAAAUAACCACACAAUGGGAAUGAAAUGCAUACAACUGCAGAGGAAGACAGCCUUCAAUAGAAAAAUUCAUCUUUUCAUUUCUACUAAAUGAGUGGAGUGCUGGAUUGAUGUUCACGUAAAUAACCUGGGUAAUGUUCAGAAAGUGAACAUGUUCAAUAUUGUAAAAACAGUAAGAAAGUUAAGAAAAACAUUUGAACAAGGAUAAUUAUGAGUUUGGAAAUUUUAAAAACCUUACUUGACUUAUACUCUUUUUUUUCCACAUUGGAAUUCCAUUUUGUAAAACUGAAAAUAAAUUACAAGUGGAAUUCUAAAGAAAAUUAAAAAGGAUUCCAUUAAUCUAUUUCACUUCAUGGCCCUAAUUUUUUUUUAAGUUGACAACUAUCUUGAUCACAGUUAGCUUGCAUACUUGGAAAAGUACUUGCAUAAAACAAGAAUCCAUCAAUGACCUAAAGUUUUCUUUGCCAUGUUUGCACAAAACUAAUGGAGACGUAUCUUUCAACAGUGAUAAUUAAACUGAAAACCUCCCUAAAAUGUAAAGUUAAUUGGCUCAUUUGGUAAAUGGCAAGGUUAUUCUGAGGUUGCACAGUUAACUUGAGACAAGGAAAGAUACAUAUGAACCAUCUCAUGAGUACAGGAUUUAAUAGUAUAUUUCAGAGAUUAUAAAACUGUUUAAGCAAAACUCAGUUUUAAAAGCCCAUUUGUAUGGUUAAAUUUGGAAAUGGGGCAGGCUUCGGUUGCCCAAAUGAAAAUUCAGUAUAAAUACUUCAGAUAACAUUUGUACAUUUAAAUAAUAGACAUUUGGAAAGACCACAAUGGACACCCAAGUUGGUAUGCUGACACAGCAGCACACACACACCUAUAAAAUAAGAUUAGUUGCACACAAGUCCCCCUAAUCUAUUGUUGCUAGGACUAUUCUGCGGAGUGUAUGCAUAUGAACCUGCCAGAACUGGGGUAGCAAGUUCUGCCAUGUGCUUCUGCUGCCAAUAACAAAGUUUUCCAGCAUAUGCACUUACAUGUAGUGCAAACUACAACAUAGCUUGCAGUAUUUAACAUAGUGGGUUUUAUCAUGCAUCAUGCCGUACUGGCAGUGGCCUAUAGAAUUCUCCUAAAUUCUAAAACACUCAACUGAGUAAUGUUGUGUGCAACUUUCAGAAUAUGAUGCCUCCCAACUGGUUAACAAGGGAUGUUUUCCUCCAGGAAAACAUUAAUUCGGAGUGUGUGGGAGUUCUUCUUAAAGGCAUAUUUUCUAACACUGAACAAAAAUUCAGAGAAUUCUAACUUUGGGAACAAAUGUUAAUGAUAUAUUGUAAGUUAAUCAACGAAGAGGUACAACUGGAGUUAAGGUACUCCUUGUUUGAAGUAAAGGUGCCAGAAUCACUCAGCAAUUCUCUCACUCUUACCAUUCCAGAUACAUUUUUAAACCAUUGAGACUAUUUCUGAUCAUGCUUUUGGAGUUAUGUGAAAGCACCAGUUAUUUCUUGUGUAUUCCUGGAUUUGAUCUACAGCAAAACAUUGAAUAGAGGGGGGCUGUGUGAGAGAGCGAUCUCCCUAAUU